UCACCUGCUUUUUGUUCAACAAUCGUAGCACGUACUCGGUCAAGAGCGGGUGUAAAUCCGGAGAAAGUGUAGUUGCGUUCAUUUCCGCCAAGAAGUGUUUACAUCUGAUCAGCUGAUUGCCGGCCGAUGCGUCGAAUCGUUUCGAAUCUGGCCAGCAAAAUGGUGCAAAUAAUUGAUAUUGGGGCAAACCUGACCGAUCCGAUGUAUCAGGGGGUUUACGGAGGUAGCACCAAGCAUCAGCCGGAUCUCUCGAACGUGCUCGACCGCGGAUGGACCGGAGGUUUGGACAAAAUCAUCGUGACCGUUGGCACCCUCACUGAUUGCGAACCUACGUUCGAAAUCGUAAAGAAUGAUGCAAGGCUCUACGCAACAGUCGGAUGCCACCCGACGCGGUGCGGUGAAUUCAUCCCUGAUCCGGAAUCCUACUUUACCGGACUGUGCCGGCAGAUCGAGGAGCACCGUGAUAAGGUGGUAGCGAUCGGGGAGUGCGGCCUGGACUACGACCGUUUGCAUUUUUGUGAGAAGGACAUUCAGAAGCAGUACUUUGAGAAACAGCUCGAUCUGGCAGAGAAGUACGAUCUGCCGUUGUUUCUACAUUGCCGCAAUGCCCAUGAUGAUUUUGUCGAGAUUUUGUUCCGAAAUCUGCCGAGACUGCCGCGACGCGGUGUAGUCCAUUCGUUCGAUGGAACACUGGCUGCAGCGGAGACACUGAUUGAGAACGGAUUCUACAUUGGGCUGAAUGGCUGUUCGUUGAAAACGGAGGAAAAUCUGGCCGUCGCAGCGAGCGUAUCGGACGAAUGGAUUAUGGUCGAAACGGACAGCCCCUGGUGCGAGAUUCGUCCAUCGCAUGCUGGUUCGAAGCACGUGCGAACAAAGUUUCCGGCGGUGAAGAAGAAGGAAAAAUGGGAACCCACUUCCCUUAUCGCUGGUCGCUGUGAACCCGUUAUGAUACUCCAAGUUCUCGAAGUUCUGGCUGGCGUGAAAGGAAAAACGGUGUCGGAACUAGCAGCGCAGUACUACAGCAACACAAUGAAAAUGUUCUUCCCGAAAGAACAAGCCGCUUGUCGCGAGGAUGAAGAUAAAUGA
This is a messenger RNA of Anopheles darlingi, 1086 nucleotides long. Its product is annotated as deoxyribonuclease TATDN1. NCBI's taxonomy places the organism in Eukaryota, Metazoa, Arthropoda, Insecta, Diptera, Culicidae. The transcript has 4 exons. Gene Ontology annotation, cellular component: cytosol. Gene Ontology annotation, molecular function: 3'-5'-DNA exonuclease activity. The record is from RefSeq and is a predicted model, not a curated record. The coding region runs from base 127 to 1086 and encodes 319 amino acids.